Messenger RNA from Colletotrichum spaethianum, 1836 nucleotides. Its product is annotated as filamentous growth regulator 27. The record is from RefSeq and is a predicted model, not a curated record. Gene Ontology annotation, cellular component: nucleus. Bases 1 to 1836 code for a protein of 611 amino acids. Lineage: Eukaryota; Fungi; Ascomycota; Sordariomycetes; Glomerellales; Glomerellaceae. Gene Ontology annotation, molecular function: zinc ion binding; DNA-binding transcription factor activity, RNA polymerase II-specific; RNA polymerase II cis-regulatory region sequence-specific DNA binding. The transcript has a single exon. Gene Ontology annotation, biological process: positive regulation of transcription from RNA polymerase II promoter by galactose; DNA-templated transcription.
AUGUUCAUCGGCGAUGCCGCCAAUCUCGCUUUUCUGAAAGUCAUCCGCCGUUUGGUGCGCGACCGCCUGGGGUCAUGUCCCUUCACCGACGACCCUCUGCGCCAUAUCAUGGUGGAGGCCACGCCUGAAGGACGUCCGAAAUGGAUUAUCACCAACCCAGCAGACAUCCCCGCCAAGCCCAGCAAUGAAGAGGCGAGAUACCUGCUGCGUUGGUAUUUGCGAGCAACCAACUGUAUUCUUGAUGUUUUUGACGAGGCGGAGCUACUGAGGGAUCUGGAAAAGUGGUUGCACGGGAAGCCCACAAGUCAGGACGAAGAGGUGAUGAACUGUAUCUUCUACCUUGCAUUCGGUAUCGGAGCGCAACGAUGUCCUGACGACCGAGACGCCGAUGCUGAGAAGUAUUUCAAUUAUGGGCGAUUUCUUGCAGUCUCGUACGCCAUGGAGAAUCCGACAAACAAUACUGUGCGUAGCUACAUCCUCAUCACCGUCUAUCUCCUUGGCGCAUCACGGCGCAACUCGGCUUUCAUGCACCUAGGCGUCGCUGUCCGGGCUGCUUACGCGCUGGGUAUUCACCGGAAAGAUAACCCAGCGCUUUUUUCGACGCAAGAGCAAGAUAUUCGGGAGCGGUUAUGGAAAGCUCUUCGGGUCCUUGACUUAUUCUUGAGCGCCUCUCUAGGUCGUCCGUUAGCCACCUCCGAGACUAGAGACACAGCCGGCAGCGAGGGUUAUUCGGCUUCAUUGGACCUCUGCGCCAUUUUCGAGUCCAUUCUCAACGAUGUCUACGCCAAGCGCAUGGUGUCGACCGACACUCUGGAAAGGAUCAGUGAGCAGCAUCGCCGCUGGGCCGCGAGGUUCAGCGAUGGUCUUGCUGCUGACGGGGUGAAACCGAGCAACUACUUCGACGCAGAAGACGGCGAGAAAUAUCCAAACAUUGGGCUCUAUCAUAUGAAAGAAGCUUACUACUGGAGCAUCAUGCUUCUAUCACGACCUUUCCUCAUCGACUUUGUUGCAAGGAACGCCGCGCGCUCUCAAACAUUAUCAAUGUGGAGUGAUGACAAACCGUUCCAGGCAUCGCCGUCGGAUCAACUCCUUGUGCACGCUUGCGUAGACUCGGCAAUCCGCACGAUCGACCUCCUGUCCAGUCUCAUACCGGAUAAGAAUGUUGCUAAACGGCAUCCCUUUCUGAUCAACUCCGUCUUUGUAUCGGCGUUGGUCCUUGGUUUAGCAGUCUUUGGGGACUUGGACAACACCUUUCCCUUGGAUCACGGCUUGGACGUUGCACAAGCGCUUCUACGCAAGUUCAGCAAACACGAUCCAGUUGCAAGCAGAGAACUUUCAAUCGUUGAGCAUCUUCAGAAUGCCUGCGUGUUGCACAGAGAGAGAAGAGUCCGGCGGAAGAUGGAAUUCCAAGGCAUGCUCAUUGGCGAACUGUUUGGAAGUGUGCACGAAGGAGCCCUAGCGGCAACGGGCACAUUCAGAGCGGAGUCGAGCGUGCUUCUUCGAGCAACUGGAAGCUUCGGAAACCAUAGGAACAGCGGCAAUUCGGAGGUGGGGGGCCUAAACAGUAUGGAUCAAAGUGUUCCAUUGACGACUGAGAGUACGGAUGGGCCGCAUUUGAUUGGCAGUGAAGUUGGUCGGGGAUCAACAAAUGUGACCCAGGCACUCACGCCCUCGACAGACAUCCUGCUCCCAAUGUCACCAAGGACAUUGCUCUUCGACUCUUAUGACCAGGAUAUGCCCUUCUUCCCUACUAUGGAUGCUAGCAUGGCGCAUCUAAGUUACACGGAUGAUAUGAUGCUGUCAGACACAGGUGCUUUACUGGAGCCUCCAUGCUAA